Molecule: messenger RNA, 699 nt
Organism: Paramecium tetraurelia
Lineage: Eukaryota; Ciliophora; Oligohymenophorea; Peniculida; Parameciidae
Exons: 3
Source: RefSeq, a predicted model, not a curated record
AUGAAAUCUCAAGAGUAAUGGUUGUUGUAUCUUAUGGACGAUAUAUUAACAUAAUACAUUCUUGCCAAAGAUUAAUAAAAGCUAAUUACACAAUUUGAUCGUUCUGAUGAUAAAUAAAGGGAAAAAGAUUAUUUAACAGAAUAUUAUCAGAAAGUCGGAAUAAAAUCUAUAAUUUUUGCUUCACAUGAGGAUUCUAGAGAAACACUUUGUAAUUUAUUCGAUUCUGAGAUGAAGGAUUCUCAACCUUAAAAAAUGAUACCUACAGAAAGUGAAUUACUUAGCUUAUAAAAUUGCUAUGAUGAGGUAUUACAGCUUGAACUUUAGGAAAUAUACAACUGUUUUGUACAAUACUCCAGUAAACUUUUGAAAGGUCUUCCAGUAAUGAAUGAUUAAUAAAAAGUUCAACUUGUUAAAGAGAUUAUAAAGAAAUUAAUAAACAAGAGUUAUGAUGAAUUUAAAAGUUUAGUUAAAUAUAGAGGAAAUGAUGAAUAAUAAUUUUUAUUAUUCUAAGAUUUUAAACGUUUUACAAUUGGUACUUUAAAUGAGAGUGUUCAUGAUUUGAAAUUGAAUAAUAUUGAAUUGGAGAAUUUUACUUAGAAUGAAUUGAAUACUUUUGAAAAAAAUUUUGAGGUAGGAAGGUAAAUAUGCUUAAAGAAAAUUAAAGAAAAUGCUAAAUAGUAAAAGAUUAAUUAUUUAUGA